This is a messenger RNA of Ictalurus furcatus (blue catfish), 4945 nucleotides long. RefSeq names its product G patch domain containing 2 (gene gpatch2). Lineage: Eukaryota; Metazoa; Chordata; Actinopteri; Siluriformes; Ictaluridae. The transcript has 9 exons. The record is from RefSeq and is a predicted model, not a curated record. The coding region runs from base 2515 to 4011 and encodes 498 amino acids. Gene Ontology annotation, molecular function: nucleic acid binding.
GGCUGGCAUGAGUAAAGCAGUGAGCCAGCUGAUUUUACACUACAAUAAAAACACUCCAAUAUCGUAAAGCAUGCUAGUACGCACGUGUGCAGGCCUAGGUAAAAAAAAAAAAAAAAAGUGUGACGGUAUACAAGGAUGCAGUGUUAAGAUACAGGUAUUUUAGUACAUAAGUAUGUUUACAGUAAGGAAGUAAACAUGCCGAUGUGUGGUAUGCCCAUACAAUAAUGGAGGCGACUGUGAAAUAUGCAAAAAUGCAAGAAAGCUAGUAUGCUAGCAGUCUGGAAAUAUUGUAGUAUACAAGUAUGCUAGGAUAUUAGAUUUUCAGCCUCGAAUCUUACACCAUGACCAGCCAUCGCUGCACUGAAAAGUAUGCUAGUAUGCAAAUAGUGUGGGUUCUCUACAGAGAUAACAUUAAUCGCCAACAGAUUCUCUCCAGCAUCUCUCUGUGUUGACCUUGUGCUGUUAGCUCACACUGCCAGGCUCUUAAUGCUCCAGACGAUCAUCUGAUACUUGGUAGCAUCAAUCCCAAAUGCUCUAUGAUAUUAAAGUGCACUCUGUUUCAAACCAUGCCCAAGAAAUGAACAAAAUCAAUUUGGAAACCAUGUUGUCUUGCCAAGUCAAGCAGCCUAAUAUAACUAACCUUGGAUAACUUAGCUAGUCGGUCAACACCACACAGUAACCACAAAACACAGUUUAAAUGGUUCACAAACACCAAAUCGCACACCACAUGCCAAAAUAAUAUAUCAUUCUGGAUAUUACUGAUCUAGUUGAGUGGUUCUGAGUAGCUAACUUGCUACAUGACAGAAGGCUUUGUGAUGAUCCAUUUAAAGAUUAUUACUGGUUUGUACUGAGUUUGUACAGCUGGGGUUUUUUUUUUUUUUUUUUUUUUUUGGAGCUUCAUGCAGCACUUUACCCAGGACCAGAUGGAAUCAGUGGCAUCUGGAUCGUUCUGGAAGUCCUCGGGGCUUUCUGUUCGACUCUCUGACUCAUCGGGAAUCUUGGAGUCCAUAGGUUCAGACGAUUGUUGCAGCCAAAAAAAGUGUGCUAGAUUUGGUACGGUGUGUGUUUUGAUAGAUCCAUUAGCGAAGAUGGAAAUACAUCAAGAAGGAGAAGAGGAGAUGGAUCUACUGGGUGUUCCUUCGAGUGGUUGGUUUGGUUCUCUUAAGUACUGAGAGUGUGUACUUGCUAUAUUUACAAGGAACAUGGACAGUAAUCUGAUUUUAGGCAUGUGUGUGUAACCUGAGGGGAGCGGAGUGUAACUGACAGAUCUGCUGACUUCCCAAGCAUUUGCUUCACAGUCCAGAGCGCGCACACACACACGUUGGGAUAUGUUCCGACUUGAUCAGUGACCCUGUUCCACAUCCGGCAUCAGACACAUUCCUGGAAAGGCUGUCCAAGUGUCUGAAGAGUUGUGUGUAAUCAGACACACAGUAUCGCACACACAUCCGUUACCCUACAGGACCCUACAGAACCCUAAGAACAUAGCACCAUAGAAACUAUGGGACUUGGAAUUAUGAGAACAUAAAGUCCUAGGAAAAUAUGACCGUGGGAUCAGGGACGUUGGGAAAAUAGGGCCUUGGGAACAUAAAGCCCAGAGACUACUGCGCCUUUGGAACAAAAAACUGUUGGAGCAUAUGACCUUGAGAAUGUAGGACCCGGGAUACAUAGGAUGGUGCGAAUAUAGGGCAGUGGGAACAUAGGGUCCUGCUAACAUAGAGCCUUGGGAAUACAUGACUGUGGAACCCUGCGAUAUAGUACCAUAGGAACAUAGGGUCUUAGGUACAUAGAGCCUUGGAAACAAAGAGCUCUGGGAACAUACGGCCCUGGGAACAUAGGACAUUGGGAAUAUAGAGCCUUGGAAAGAUUGGACAUAGGGAAAAUACAGCCGUGGGAACAUAGGACAUUGGGAAAAUAGACCCUUGGAAACAUAGAGGCCUGAGAACACAGGACAUUGGGAACAUGGAGCCCUGGAAAGACAGAACCUUGGAAUCAUAGGACAUUGGAAACCCAGAACAAUGAAAACAUAGAUCAUUGGAAUUACAAAACCUUGGAAACAUAGGACAUUGGGAACUAGGAAUCUGGGACCAUACGGCUGUGGGAACACUGAGCUGCGUGAAAACAGCAUUGGCCUCGUUCACUUGAAUUGCAAUCCUGCCACUUAGUGGCCAUUGACUGUUUUGCUAAUCCAUUGAUCAUUGGAGGACAUUUGGCGUGAAUAUACGUCAAAAAUGAAUUCUUCAAUAAAUAAUAAAUUACUUAAUAAUUCGCUUAAUAAAUUGUAACGUGUAAUUAUCGUUAUAACACGACAAUUAUUUUUAAAGAACAUUGUCAUACAUGUAACUUUUAUUUUGGGAAAAGUGCAAGAGCCGGAAUUAAGGCUUUUACUUUUCUUUUUUUUUUAAUAGCCAGUUUCCGGUGUUUGAUGUGAGCCACUAUGGUGGCCUCCUUGUUCCAACCCGUCCUCGUAUUAUUUUCCCCCAAUUUGAGGAUUACUAGUUUUUUUUAAAGGGGUUCAUGUUCCGUGCAGCUGAUCUAAAGAACUUCGGUAAAGCGGGAAGCAGCUGGCACUUUGGCCGGACGAUGGAUGAGCUGGUCCAUGACCUGGUGUCGGCGCUGGAGGAGAGCUCGGAGCAGGCUCGCGGCGGCGGCUGCUGCAGCGCCAGUCUGGACUUUGCGCUGCCCGCUGGCCGCAUGCUCAAACGCAACGCUCGCAAACGCCGGGGCAGGAAGCGGCGCUCCGAGAACAGCACCCGUGCCGCACCGUGCCACGCCCCCUGCCACACGAGCCACGCCUCCGAUUCCAGCCCGGACGAACACAGAGACACGCGCCUGUCCUCCAGCUCCAACGCCAACGCCAUCAACAGCGACUCGGACGAGCAGUUAGGCGCCAAGCGCGGCAAGCGGCCUCCGUGGCACGACGACGCAGGAGUCGCCGACGCCAACCGGAGCCUCAGGAGGAGGCGCAAAGUCAAGCGCAUGGCCAUCGACCCGCCGCCGGAGUUCUCACCCAAAUCAGCAGGAGGAAGCAGGGACGAGGGGAAAGGGAACGACGUGGCCAAUAAAGGCAGAGUGAAGAAGAGGAAGCUGGCGCCGGCACACCGGCUGGCGCUGGAUGCUGCAGACGAGGGCGUGGUCGUGGAGAGCGAGGAGGCGGGGCUUUCCGGGAAAGAGAAAAUGGACUUUGAGGAGCACAAGUGCUCAGAUGAAGACAUGAGUGACAGGUGCGAAACUAGCAGUGUGAGUAACAGCAGUGAUGGAGGCCUGUUCACCAAUGAUGAAGGAAGACAAGGCGAUGACGAGCAAAGUGAUUGGUUCUGCGAGGGUGAGGCGGGCGGGGCUUGUGGCAUCGCCGGCGUGAUCCCGUGGUGGGACAGGGAAUCUAACGAGCUGGACCUUAACGACCCGGUGUUCAACAGCAUCCUUACAGGGGCCUUCCCGAUCAUGUCCCAGGGAGCACAGCGAGGGUUUCAGGCCAGGCUGGCUCGACAUGCUGCACGGCAGCAGGCUCAGGUGUGUGUACAUUUGUGUGUGUGUGCACAGCAAGAUUUGGCUUUACGCAAUUUUUCUUUAAUCUUUUUCUUUUUUUUUAACCCUCAGGUAGCCAGAUGUGCUGAGAGAAUUCCCAGAUUGUCCCAGGAUCCUCACACACAUGAGCCUUGGUUCAGUCCCGGAUCCAGACGUGAACAGUGUCACUGGGAUUCGAGAUCGGACCGAGGCCAUCGGAGAAGCUGUUCACUAAAGACUGCCAGCAGGCAGACGAGCGGCCAUCUUGGCUCAUUGUGUACCGGAGACGUUAAAAGGAGACGCAAAGCUGCACCUAUGGGAGCACCCUUAUCCUCAGGUGUGGUAGGAGAGGGAGUGCCUGCGAUCCCGGACUCGAACGUGGGGAACCGCAUGCUGCAGAACAUGGGCUGGUGCCCGGGAAUGGGCCUCGGGCCCGAGGGAAGGGGCGUGACAGAGCCGAUCCGGUGCACACAGAGGCCCAAGCGUGCAGGGCUCGGCUUUAACUGAGGUCUGUGCUCGGACAGGCCAGAAGACAGACUCGGAGCCGUCUGUUCUAAAGCCACCGCCUCCCAGCAGGGGGCAGCACCGAGGCCAGGAUGAACAGACGCACUAACUAACGGGACAGAACGGUGCAGGAGACCGUUUGUUCGUCGACGAGCAGCCGGAUGGAAAGCAUCGAUUUUGCACAAAAACACACAUCGUGUCAUAUCUGUAGCAAGCUAAAGGCCAGUGAUUUAUCCGUCAUCAUAUUUUUCACCUAAUGCCAUAUUCCUUUACAAUGUUUUCUCCCCCCCGCCCCCCCCAACUGUUUUGAAUUUUAUUUCUGAAAAAAAAUGAGUUUUUAUCCAGUGUUCUCCUAAUUCUCACCCGGGGAGGUAAACACGUGACACGUGAAGCCAGCUAACCUCAUCUCACAGGGUAGCGGCACACUCCAAGGAAAGCGCUAUUCGCCCUUUCUCACACACACACACACACACACACACACACACACACAUACAGUCGCAGGUGAUUGGUUAGUGUCACGCUGAACAUCAGGAGAGAGCGCAACGCCAUCCGUCCCACUCGUGGCCAUGAAUCCCUAAUCUCCUGACGAUAAGGCGAAUGUUCGUUUGUUUUUUUUUAAAACGAUAAGUCAGGGAACUAAUUUUUUUUUUUUUUAAGUAUUAGCACCCCUGUCUGACACGCUCCAUCUGGGUCGCCAGAUUUCCGACCCUCAAAUCCAACCACAAUAUGAAACGUAACCCGAUGGCAUGGUUUUUUUCCUUCUUUUAAUUCUAGUCAUUAAAAAUGGGGAAACGCCCCCAAUUCCAUUUUAGGAUCAUCCUUUUAAUGUGUUUUUUUUUUUUUUUUAGGAUUGGGAAUCUUGAAUGCGAUUUUGAUUCAUGAAUAUUAAACUAUUCUUGAUGGAUCUUGAUUGUCGAUUAAACUUUUUGUUAUUGUU